Messenger RNA from Triticum dicoccoides, 940 nucleotides. RefSeq lists its product as uncharacterized. The transcript has 4 exons. Lineage: Eukaryota; Viridiplantae; Streptophyta; Magnoliopsida; Poales; Poaceae. Bases 1 to 609 code for a protein of 202 amino acids. The record is from RefSeq and is a predicted model, not a curated record.
AUGGAGCCUCACGGUACCAAGUGGGUGGCUUCACCCGCCUUCCGAUCCGGCCCUCUGCCACAGCUUGCAUCGUGGAUCACCAAGGGGCUGGACUGGGGAUUGCUAGAUGAAGUUCAAAUACUGCAAAGCCGAAUUCGAGACCUUAUUAAGAAGGACAUUGACCUUGUCAAGCUGGGUCUCAGCCUCCCUCCUCCCUUCGACCAAGGCCAGGAGCUCCCCUCCCCGACCGAUCUGGCGGAGAGAGGGCUAGGCCUUGCCACUCCGGUGGUCGCUGUGGCCAGAUCCGGCCGGCGGAUCCGUCGUAGAGCCGACAGAAGGUGGGCGCUCGAGCUCAUCCAGCAGCUCGUCGUCGACCAGGAGGCCUCUACCUCGACUGCAACAGCCCGUGGUCGUCCCCCCUCCAUCCACGUUGUCGUUCCUCUUCUCUUCCUCAGCAGAUUGGCGGGAGCAACCGGUGCAGGACGACGAGCCACGGACAGCCAGCACCCAGUCGAGCACCACCACACCCUCAGAAAUUUCAUGGCAACCAGGAGUCCAGGAGUAACAAUAUUUUUUAUUAAUUGGGGAUACGGUGAUGUUCAGGUAUUUCUGAACCGAGUAGAAGAUUAAUAACUUCUACGAAAUCAAAGAUCUCUGAGCUUUUAGAGUAUGCACCAUAUUGAUUUACUUAUCGGUUUAUUCACACAUAUAUUGAGUUCAUGAUGGAAAUAUAUACGAGUAUUCUCAAGGUAUGGAAUGUUUUUAAUUACUACCAGAUAGAAUUUGGGAAUUAGUCUUACAAAGCUUCCAAAAUCAGUGAAGUUAUACAGCUACUACAGAACUGGUUAAAAUCAGUGAUCUUCUACAAUAUCUACAUGACUGAUUACAACACUGCUCAUGUGAUUUGGUACUUUACUAUAUGGACGCUUGUUUUACCCCUGAGGCGAGCUAAUGAUUGGGA